Messenger RNA from Cotesia congregata, 432 nucleotides. NCBI's taxonomy places the organism in Eukaryota, Metazoa, Arthropoda, Insecta, Hymenoptera, Braconidae. The record is from the annotation of a GenBank genome assembly.
AUGGACAAAUCGAGUGAAAUAAGUCAAAAACCAGAGGAAAAUAAAUCUAAAGAAAAUUCUGAUUAUAUAUUGAGAAAAACAACUCCUCCGUCUUUUCCCAGAAGAAAAAAGGACAUUUAUGUGUCAAAUAAAUCGAGCAUCCAGGCGUUGAUAAAAAAGUGUGAAAAAUUGUUUGAUUCUGGAGAAACAGAGCUUAUUAUUCAUGGUCUCGGAGCUGCUCAGUACAGAGCUUAUGAACUAGCUUUGCAAUUGCAGUCGAUUCAUCAAGGUACCUUGGGUCUGGAUGUUCGUACUGGAACAGUUAAAUUAACUGAUGAUUUAGAACCACUGACUGAUGAAGGAGAUUACAAAUUAAAUCAUAGAUUAAAUUCAUCAACGCACAUUAGAGUAUUUAGAACAGUACUUGUGGGUCCUUUCAAGUAUGCUAGCUAA